UGUGUUGUGCAAGUUGACGUGGCGUUCAUCAUCAGUGGGUCAUAUAAUCGAUGAAGUUUUUGUUGUUGUUGUUGUUGUAUGCAUUUGUUGAUUUAUCUUUAAUCGUUAAAUCCAAUUAACCAUCUCCCGAAAUCAAUCUUGAUCAAAAUGAUACAUAAACGAGACAAAAAAGAUGAAGAGGAUGGUUUCUGUAAUCCAUUCGCUCGAUUGGAUAAAACAUCUGUACUUCAAGAGGCUCGUGUUUUCAAUGAAACGCCGGUCAAUCCACGAAAAUGUUCGUUGAUAUUGACAAAGAUUCUUUAUCUUAUAAAUACUGGCAUGGCUCCAUUGACCACAUUGGAAGCUACUGAUGCAUUUUUCAACAUGACCAAAUUGUUUCAAUCGAAAGAUUCUACAUUGAGACGUUUAGUUUAUAUCGGUAUAAAAGAAUUGUCAAGAAUGGCAGAAAAUGUUUAUGUUGUCACAUCUUCGUUGACAACUGAUAUGAACGCUAAGGAUGAUCAAUGUAGACCGGCUGCUUUACGUGCCUUGUGUCAGAUAACCGAAGCUUCAACGUUUCAGGGAAUCGAACGAUACAUGAAACAAGCAAUUGUCGAUCGAAAUCCUACCGUAUCAUCGGCUGCAUUGGUUUCAUCAUUACAUUUGGCUAAAAACAUUCCUGAUGGUGUGAAACGAUGGGCUAACGAAGCACAAGAAGCUUUGAAUUCAGACAAUAUAAUGGUCCAAUAUCACGCACUUGGUUUGCUUUAUCAUAUUCGUAAAAGCGAUCGAUUAGCUGUUACGAAAUUGGUGACUAAAUUAGUACGUAGUCCAAUGAAAUCACCAUUUGCUGUUUGUCAACUUAUUCGUAUAUCGGCCAAAUUGAUCGAAGAUGAAGGUGCUGGCUCGGAUAGCAUCUAUUAUGAUUAUAUUGAAUCCUGUCUUCGACAUAAAUCGGAAAUGGUUAUCUAUGAAGCUGCGAAUGCAAUUAUAAAUUUAAGUUGUACAUCACAAAGAGAACUUCAAUCAGCCAUUUCGGUUCUUCAGCUGAUGCUUUCUUCAUCCAAAUCGACUAAUCGUUUUGCUGCAGUUCGUGCAUUGAACAAAAUAGCUAUGAAUCAUCCAAAUGCCGUAAUGGCAUGUAAUGUAGAUCUGGAGAAUCUCAUCACCGAUAAUAAUCGAUCAAUCGCAACGUUAGCUAUUACUACGUUGUUAAAGACUGGUAAUGAAUCUUCUGUAGAACGUUUAAUGAAACAAAUCGCUUCGUUUAUGUCUGAGAUAUCUGAUGAAUUCAAAAUUGUUGUGGUUGGAUCAACUCGUGCACUAUGUGCCAAAUUUCCACGAAAACAUACGGUUAUGAUGUCUUUUCUUUCAUCAAUGUUGCAUGAAGAAGGUGGAUAUGAAUAUAAAAAAUCUAUUGUCGAUACUAUCAUUGCAAUUAUCGAAGAUAAUCCUGAAGCAAAAGAAGCUGGAUUAGCCUAUCUUUGUGAAUUCAUCGAAGAUUGUGAACACACAAGCCUGGCUGUAAAGAUUCUCUAUUUGCUUGGUCGUGAAGGUGUAAAAACAGCACAACCGGCCAAAUACAUCCGUUAUAUUUAUAAUCGGCUUAUUUUGGAAAAAUCUCCUGUUCGAGCGGCUGCAGUUUCAUCGUUGGCUAAAUUUGCCGCUCAUUGUGAGGAUCUAUUGCCACAGAUUUUAGUCUUGCUAGAACGGUCAGUACUUGAUGCUGAUGAUGAAGUUCGAGAUCGUGCAACCUAUUAUAUUAACAUAUUGGCGCAACAAUCAAAAUCUACGAAACUAAACUGUAUAUCAAGUCCAUUACAAGUAUCGAUGAUUGGCUUGGAGAAAGCAUUGUCUGCCUAUCUACAGGACACUCAUUCGAAUCAAGAACAAUCAUUCGAUAUUAAACAAGUUCCAUUAUCGACGGCACCAAUAACUGGUUUGUUGGAUGUUAAUCAAUCGAUUAAAUUGGAUUCAGGUCGAAAAUCUUUAGCCAAUGGUCCUGUUAGUGGAACCAACCAUGGUACUGGAGCAUCAUCAGCCAUUGAAAAGAUUGCAGCUACCAGACAGGAUCUUUAUGCCGAACAAUUAGCAUCGGUAUCGGAAUUGAGUUCACUUCGAUUGGGUCCAAUUCUAAAAUCAUCAUUGCCACUCGAAUUGACCGAAUCGGAAACUGAAUAUGUAGUUCAAUGUAUUAAACAUAUGUUUCGUGAACAUAUCGUUCUACAAUUUGAUUGUACAAACACAUUGAAUGAUCAGAUUCUGGAACAAGUCUCGAUCGAUAUGGAAGUGUUUGAAGGUUUUCGACAAUUGUUACAAGUAAAAUGCGAUCAACUUGUCUACAAUACACCUCGUUCAAUUUAUGUUGUUUUAGCCAUUGAUUCUGGUUCAAUAGACAAUUAUAAUGAUGAUUCGGGUGUGGAUAUCUCUCAAUUGUUUGGAACAUUCACCGGGGUUACACUUAAAUAUUUGGUCAAAGAUUGUGAUCCAAACACUAAUCAAGUUUUGGAUGAUGAAGGAUAUCAAGAUGAAUAUGCACUCGAAGAUGUGGAUAUAUUAAUCUCAGAUUAUAUGCAAAAAUUGAUCGUACCAGAUUUUCAGACCUGUUGGGAAGAAUCCGGUGAAGACAAUCAAGUGGAAGAAACGUAUGCCUUGUCAAAUUUUAAAACAUUGGAUGAAGCAAUUAAAAAUUUGGUAAACUUUAUGGAUAUGAAUGUUUGUGAUCGUUCGGAUCGAGUACCGGAUGGUAAAAACGCUCACACUGUAUUUCUAUCCGGUCUAUUUCGUGGUCAAGUACAAGUUUUAAUUUGUGCCAAACUGGCACAAUCAACCGAUGGUAUUACGAUGAAGAUAACUGUACGAUCUUCAUCGAUGACAGUUUCUGAAUAUAUUGCAUCGGCUAUCGUUUAAUUUGAUUUUUUUUAUUUUAUUAUUCAUUUAUUUUUGGCAAACAAUAACAAAAAAAGAAGCUAUAAUUUAUCACAUUAGUAAUGAAAAAGUCAAAAAAAAAGAAAUUGAUCAAGCCAAACAAAAAUCGAAUCAAUCAAUUGGCUGUAAAUAAUAAAAAUGC
Dermatophagoides farinae (American house dust mite) is the source of this 3049-nucleotide messenger RNA. It is a transcript of the gene gammaCOP, whose product is annotated as coat protein (coatomer) gamma. Gene Ontology annotation, molecular function: structural molecule activity. Gene Ontology annotation, cellular component: COPI vesicle coat; Golgi membrane; endoplasmic reticulum. Gene Ontology annotation, biological process: protein secretion; intra-Golgi vesicle-mediated transport; intracellular protein transport. The record is from RefSeq and is a predicted model, not a curated record. Lineage: Eukaryota; Metazoa; Arthropoda; Arachnida; Sarcoptiformes; Pyroglyphidae.